UUCUUCUUUCCUGCGCUCCGUUUGUUGACGCAUGCGCAAAAGAAGAGCAGUCGUAAAACCUACCGACUCUGAGGCAGUGACAGCAGCAAGUCCGCGCACAAAUGGAGGAGUAUAACAAUGGCGACGAGGUGGUCUUCAAUGCUGAUGAAGCCACUAAUAACAUUAAAGAGUGCAUCGAGGGCGUCAUCGGUGGCAUGGACUACAAUCAAAGUAAAGUGAACCAGUGGAGCGCUAGCAUCGUGGAGCAUUCUCUCACUCACCUGGUCAAACAAGGACGCCCAUUCAAGUACAUAGUUCACUGCACCGUCAUGCAGAAGAGCGGUGCCGGUCUACACACGGCAAAUUCGUGCUACUGGGACAACACCACAGAUGGAAGCUGCACAGUGCGAUGGGAGAACCGCACCAUGUAUUGUGUGGUCAGCGUUUUUGCCGUGGCAAUAUAAAGGCAGCGAAACCUUGACGAUGCUUCUUGCUAGCUUCCGGUAUUCAUCCCAGCAAUUAAACCGCCUGGGACUGAAAGGAAUCCUGUCAUGAUGUUCGGGAUGCCACGAUGAGUCCGACGUGUCGUUAUACAGUACCUGAUCAUUCCGACGCAUUGAGGAACUUACUCAAUGCAAAUUGAGCACCUGUAGUGACCGCACAGCUCUUUCCAGGCAUUGUGGCAUCUCUAUUGUUAUGUUCUGAAGUAGGCCUGUCCUGACAGUAUUAAUAUGCACAAAGCAACGAUUUGUUAUUUAUUACGAUUUUGGUCCAAAUAUGUUCAAGAAAUAUUUCUUUCAAGUGUCUUGUUCUGAAUUAAAAUAUAUUUUAAAGGUU
Molecule: messenger RNA, 816 nt
Organism: Hippocampus zosterae (dwarf seahorse)
Lineage: Eukaryota; Metazoa; Chordata; Actinopteri; Syngnathiformes; Syngnathidae
Product: dynein light chain Tctex-type 3-like
Exons: 5
Coding region: 102-443 (113 amino acids)
Biological process (GO): microtubule-based movement
Cellular component (GO): kinetochore; cytoplasm; cytoplasmic dynein complex
Molecular function (GO): dynein intermediate chain binding
Source: RefSeq, a predicted model, not a curated record